GUAGGAGAAGCAUUCAAGGGUGUUCACGGCUCCUAAUUAGUUAGCACCGGCGACAACAGGAGAGCUCUGCCAUACCUCAACACAUAGCACCAUAACUGUGGACGUAGUCACCAAGACCACCAUAGUGGUAGCUCUGAUGAUCUCGUUGAUACUCAUAAAUAUUGACAUGAGUCGUAUCUGGCUUACUCAAGCUACUAAUUAAUAAGAGACCAAGACGGCGGUUUCCUCCAGCAUCCUCACCUCGUCACAUGCACACCUACCUACCUUGCUAACUGACCACAGCUGCUAACUAGACCUACCUUACCUAUCAAGCGCCACCACCUCCACCUCCCGCUUCCAACCACCAUCCAUUACAUACACUACUAACCUUACAUCACAAUACCACGACUCUUCACAUUCAUCCUGCCUUUUGUCAUCGUGCUCGCCCUCUCGUUGUUUCGUUAUCUUGCCUGAGCACUGCGUUUUCUGGUCGAAGGCCAGUUUUCUACUAAUCAAGCUACCCCAGAUUCCACCGCGGCAGGAAACCGCGGAGAGGCCGUCCUGGACUCCUCCGACGAGCCAUCGCACCCAAAUCUCCACGACACCACUUCCAGUGAUCCAGACACGCCACACCUUCUCUCGAACUCUUCUAACACUACUGCUUCCGCCCAUUCCUCCGCCGUCUCCCCGGCUAACGCAACCGCGCCCCAACCCCAUCGACAAAACCGGAAUCAGACACAGACUGGCAUCGCGAAUAUAGAUUCUUCGGUUGCCAGAUUUGAAGGACUUCCGGGUCAAGUACCGGCUCGGACACUCGGACGACGUCAACGCUCCCCGGCUCCUGACCGCCGUUUCGAACCGUCGACUGGCCAAUCUUACACGCCAGACGGAAAUCUUAUCGCUGAGCCUAGAGCAAAGCGACGAAGAGGGAACGUCACCAUGGGUGGCAGUGACAUUCUUGAUCCCCAUAAUGGUGCUCCUUUGGGAAUAUCUAAUGGAUCAAAUGAAGUGUUUUCAGGGGUGACAAACGGUAACAAGACUCCCAUGAACGGGUCUUCAGCUCGAGAUAAGAACACUUCGGUCAUUCGAGGCAACGAACAAUCUUCAAAGUAUUUUGGCCAUGAUCGCGAGGAGGUAACCCGACUAUUGAUACAAGCGUUGUCAGACAUGGGAUAUCGAACUGCCGCAGAUAAUGUGAGCCAAGAGAGUGGGUACGAAUUGGAAAGUCCAACUGUAGCCGGCUUCAGAUCUGCUGUUCUGACCGGGUCAUGGCCCGUGGCAGAAGAGUUGCUUGCUGGCGCUUCGUUGGAGACUGAAGGCCCAGGUAACGGCCUUGUAUUGGCACCUGGCGCGGAUCCCAACGCCAUGAGGUUUUGGUUACGACAGCAGAAGUUUCUGGAGCUUCUGGAGCAGAAGGAUACAAGUAAGGCUCUGAUAGUACUUCGAAGCGAGUUGACACCGUUAUCCCAUGACACUGGUAAACUGCAUUUCCUAUCAGGUCUACUCAUGUGUCGUUCGGUCGAGGAUCUUAUGGCAAAGGCCGAAUGGGAUGGUGCGAAUGGCCAAUCUCGAAAGAUGUUGCUCUCGGAGUUAUCAAAAUGCAUAUCACCGUCGGUCAUGCUCCCUGAGAACCGCCUGGCAGUCCUUCUUGAGCAGGUUAAGCAGAGUCAGAUCGACACCUGUCUAUACCAUACUGAAGCGUUAUCGCCUUCGCUCUACUCAGACCACUUUUGUGACAGACGCAACUUCCCAACGGAGGUCGCAUUGGAGCUUUCGAAUAUGGGCGAUGAGAUUUGGCAGGUACAAUUCUCCCAUGACGGAACCAAGAUGGCGGCGUGCGGCAGUAGCCCAGAGGUUAUGAUAUGGGAUACACGCACCUUCAAAGUUUUAGAGUCUCUCGACGGCCAUGAUGGCGGUGUCGGCAACAUCGUUUUUAGCCCUGACGAUUCCCUGAUUCUCUGCUGCUCGAGAGACGGGCACGCAAGAUUGUGGACUACGAGAGACGGGACUUUGAUCAGGAAAUUUCCUAAAUUCGAGGAGCCUGUGAGCGGCUGCGUCUGGGCUCAGGACAGUCGGUCACUAGUUGUUGGAACGCUAGAUCCUAAUUACAGCCUUCGAACUCUGAACCUGGAUACGAGUGAGCAGUACGAGUGGGGGGUAAAGCAUAGAGUCCAGGAUCUAUGUGGAUCGCCAGACGGUCGUUGGCUCGUGGCUGUGGAUAAUCAGCAGACAAUCCACGUCUAUAACGCUGUUACCCGAGAAUUGGAGUUUGAUAUGGAACUUAAAGCCCGACCGACAUCAGUCAACAUCAGCCAAGACUCGCGUCAUCUUCUUGUCAAUAAGUGCGACGGUGAAGCUCAGCUCAUUGACCUCUUGACGCGGAACUCGGUCCAGAAGUUUUUCGGUCACACAGGCGGUGACUAUCUAAUUCGAUGUUCGUUUGGUGGAGCCAACGAGAGUUUUGUUCUAAGUGGCAGUGAAGAUGGCAACAUCGUUAUAUGGCAUAAAAACACGGGUGCGGCAGUCGAGCGCCUACAUGGCCAUCAUCCCCGCUGCAAUGCUGUUGCGUGGAAUCCUACCGACUCGUAUAUGCUCGCAUCAGCGGGAGACGAUGGCCGGAUAAAGAUCUGGUCCAACAAAACGGUCAGUGGUGAAUUAAGGGCUCGUCAUAAUCAAGCAGGCAACGGCUGGACAGCAGAGGAACGAUGAAUACGGCAUCGCCAAAGACUCCUGACGCAUUCUAGUGACUUUUUUUUUAUGGCAGGAAGAACACGGUGGGCGUGCUUUGUGUUUGGCUUAUAGAGUAGAUGGAAGCGAAUGUACGGAAGUAUAACACCAAGAUUACUUACGCCGGCACAGCCAUAAUUAUCAUGGGCUGAGAAGAAUAGGGGAAAUAACCAUUGAUGCUCGGCGUUAGGUCUAGGUGGUGGCUGAUGUGUAAAACGAGAUGUCUGAAUAAUCUGUCAAGUGCCUCACCCUCCUGUAUUCAUGUAGGCAGACGCAUGAGUAUGAAAUCCCAUCUUCACAAUCCGUCUCCUGACCGUUUCGACCUUGGUAGACUGGAGCGAGUGCCCUUUGUGUGCCGAAAACUUAACUUCUUGCACUGGACCGGACAGACUGCGAAAUCGUUCCUCACAACAUAUACUCAGCCAAACUAGCAGAAGAAAGUUGUGAGCCGCCGAUUGCAAAGCGCGAGCCAGCUAUACACACAGGACAGGCGGUAGUAUCGGUACAACUAUUUGGAGUCAUGAAGUUUAUAGCAUCCUGUAACUUGUGCUCAACCCCGACGUCGCUUGACCCCCAGCAAACCUGGCGAUUUGAAACAGCAUGGGAGAGAAUCAAAGUGUCAACAACAUGUGUAGCUCAAAGUGGUUACCUAAGUUGGUAGUCAAGGCGCGGUACAUUGACUGCUAUCAAGGAUGUGAUCCGAACGAAUUCUUACAUUCACAACCAGCCAAUAACACAGAACAAAGUUAUUAGGCAGACUGAUUGCCUUCGUCAUUUGCUACCUGGAGUCCCAUAGAUUCCUCUAGUAUUCUAGCUUGCCUAUAAAAAGCCUGGCUUCUUCUUUGUAUUCAAAUGAAUCAAGUUGCAUCUUAUAUCUCUUCAAAAGUCAGGAUUUGGAUUGGCCAGCUAAGCAAGAGGAUGACAGACAAGAAACCCGUUCCUGUAAUGUCAGAGUGAAAGUAGCCGGAUUAAAGCACGGAAUUGGCCAAGGUCUCAUUCAGCCGAUAAAUGAUAGACAACGCCCAAGAGAAGCAAGAAACUCGGGGGCCUUUAUCAUGAAGGACAAAAAAUGUUUGGCCAUCUUUCCUACUCCCCAGGGGACGUCUCGUAAGGCGUAUGGGUAUUUGAAGAAUCUUAAGCUCAAAUAUAAGAAUUGAGUUCACUAUCAGCAGUGCCUGCAUGAACUGACCUUGCGGUACUGGGACCAGGGCAGAUAGAUGAUUGGGUUGGUGACCAGGUCAAGCACGGGACGGCACGCCAUUUGUGCAUCGGCAAGAUCGAUCUUGAAUAGAAGCUGUGAGAAUCGUAAUUUAGUAAAUGACAGACUGGGAAUACUCAGGGACUCGACACGGC
This is a messenger RNA of Fusarium verticillioides 7600, 4059 nucleotides long. RefSeq lists its product as hypothetical. Gene Ontology annotation, molecular function: protein binding. The record is from RefSeq and is a predicted model, not a curated record. Bases 919 to 2688 code for a protein of 589 amino acids. Gene Ontology annotation, cellular component: GID complex. Lineage: Eukaryota; Fungi; Ascomycota; Sordariomycetes; Hypocreales; Nectriaceae. The transcript has 4 exons. Gene Ontology annotation, biological process: proteasome-mediated ubiquitin-dependent protein catabolic process.